GAUGAUCUUUACAAGAUGAAGCUUUUCUGGGUUACCUUACUCAUUAUAGUUGCUGUUGGAACUGCAUACGGCGCAAAUGUCGCUCAAGGAGCCAACGCCAGACAGAGUUCAACAUGGAAGAAAAUGUACACAGCAGACCAGGCCGUGGACGGGAACACGGGCAAGGUGUUCUUUCAGGACACGUGUACACACACCAACUGUAAAGACAAGAACCCUCACUGGACUGUGUGUCUGGGAGAGAAGCACACCAUCAACUCUGUUACUAUCCACAACCCAGAUAAAGCACACGGCCGCUUGAAGAACAUCAAGAUUGAAGUGUUCGAAACUGAUCCUAGCAAGCCUGGUGCAGUGGCCCAACCUUGUGCAACUAUAGGUUCCACACCCGUUGCUGCUGGAAUUGCUGUGACUGUGACAUGUCCAAUUAACACAAGAGGUCAAUACAUCAGAAUCAGCAAGACUGUGACUUCGUGGCACAAUUAUAAAUGCGAUGCACUACUUCUUUGUGAAGUUGACGUAGAUGGGACACCAUAUGCUGACUGUCCCAAAGGAUUUCAACGAAAUCAAGAUUCCUGCUAUCUCUUCGCCGAUGAUAGUGUUGAAUCAUGGUUUGAAGCACGGAUUGCCUGUCAGACCAUGGGAGCCGAUCUCGUCGUUAUCGAUAGUCAAUCUGAAAAUGAUUUCAUAAGAUCCGUCCUAGAUGCUGGUGAUCAGAAUUGUAAGUAUAUACCUUAA
Molecule: messenger RNA, 732 nt
Organism: Gigantopelta aegis
Lineage: Eukaryota; Metazoa; Mollusca; Gastropoda; Neomphalida; Peltospiridae
Product: fucolectin-like
Exons: 6
Coding region: 16-732 (238 amino acids)
Source: RefSeq, a predicted model, not a curated record